Asterias rubens (European starfish) is the source of this 10544-nucleotide messenger RNA. Its product is annotated as dmX-like protein 2. The coding region runs from base 121 to 10173 and encodes 3350 amino acids. The transcript has 35 exons. Gene Ontology annotation, cellular component: RAVE complex. Gene Ontology annotation, biological process: vacuolar acidification. NCBI's taxonomy places the organism in Eukaryota, Metazoa, Echinodermata, Asteroidea, Forcipulatida, Asteriidae. The record is from RefSeq and is a predicted model, not a curated record. Gene Ontology annotation, molecular function: protein binding.
UGACUGCCAGUAAUUCUCGUGAUCCAACUGCUGCAAAACUGCUUGUAACGUAAGAGAUUGCUACUGGAAGAGCUUCCAUUAUCCAGUGAAAAUGUUCAUCAUUCAUCUGCAAAACUCACAAUGAAUCGUCACCAAGUGCUCACAGGAUCUGUCAAUCCUGGCGAUCGUUGCUUUGCCGUUGGAUAUGUGGAGGGGGUUCCAUUCACGGCCUAUGCAUCGGGAUGUGACGUCGUUAUCUUAUCCAGUAAUUUCCAGAGGGUGCAGAUCAUCCCAGGAGAAGAGCAAGGCAACAUCCAAGUUGGCUGCAUCGACUGCUCUACGGAAAAUGGAAAGAUUGCUGCUUCCUUCGCUAAUCAAGUUUUCAUCUUCGAGCCUACCCCCCAAGUGCCGACACUCAAGAAAAGCUCAUAUAAAUUAGAGUACCAGUGGUAUCGAACUGGGAGCUUCAAGACUGAAUCCCUGGUCACCAACUUGUCGUGGAACCAUGAUGGUUCCAGGAUUCUCACAGGCAGUGAUUCAAUCCAGCUAUGGGCAAGUUGUAAGGAAGAUGGCCCUCCCCAAGAUGUAUCAACAGAAGGGGGAGGCACUGCUGCUGACUCUGCCCCUUCCACCACACCCAAAGCGUCAACAACCAUCAAGGGAUGUCAAUGGGAGAAUAUCUGGCAAUGCACGACAGCCACGCCCGUGUUCCACUUGUUGUUCUCCCACGAUGGACAAUUCUUUGCAUCUGCAGGAAAGGCCGACAGACUCGUCAAAAUAUGGUACCAGACUCGGAAACCAGCCUUCAAGUGUGGUACCCAGACUACUGCAGAGCCAACCAAGGGAGAUGGCUAUAGCUUUGUGUAUAUUGCCCAUCCAAGGGCAGUCACUGGCUUUUCAUGGAGACGCACAAGUAAAUAUAUGACAAGCGGUACCGUCGCAAAUGUCCUGGUUACCUCUUGUCGGGAUAACAUCUGUCGUUUAUGGAGCGAGACGUUACUCCCUAGCAGCCAGCUUGUCGAGUCCUCUUCGCACACCGCUAACAUGGCUGGCAAGUCAAGAGAAACUCGGAGUAGACGACCACAGUUCAGUCUCGGCAUGAAAGGAGGUAAACGAAGGCGGAAAUCUGGAGGAACUUCAGCUAAUUCAUCCGGUGGAGGUACCCAGGAAGGUCAGCAGAGUAAUGGCCACGGAGGUCUACCCUUACACUUCCAUAUCGCUGCUACCAUCAACCCUAAUACAGAUAUCCCUUUGCUGCCAGCUAUGGGUAAGAUGUCCAAGGGUAGCACACCAAACUUUGUGGUCAACUGGCUGAACAACAAGGAGCUUCAGUACACAUUAGCAGCAGAAACACUUCUUCAGAUCAAUAAAGAUGAUAAAUCAGAGAGUGAUCUUGAAGAUUCUUCUUCGGAGGCGUCGUCGUACUCUGAGGAUGAAGGGGUCGGGGAAGGAGUGAAUGAAGGAGCGGAGGAAGGCGGGGAUCCGACCAAUCAGAAUCCAGUUACGACCGACGAGCAUGACUCUGGGACAUCAGGGUCCACGCAGAAUGAGUCGGGCCAAUCCGGUCGGAUGACACCACCUGAGAUUCUGACCGUCGACACCGAUGCGAACGGAAGCAGACCACUCGCCAGACCGGGGAAUCUGGGCUCAUUCCCAUCAUUUCCACAGCUUGCUAGUAUCGCCCAAGUCGGGUCCACACCUCUGGGUCGCCUUCAGAAGAAAUUCGACGACAUGCUGCGAGAGUGGAACCAAUGCCCGGACAUGUUGUUUAGUAUUCAUCCGAUCGAUGGGUCCUUUCUGCUGUGGUUGGUCGACUGGGUCGAUGAAGCCAUUCCAGGAGUCCAUCGCCAACCCCAGGUUAGCUUCUCGUGUCGGAUACCACAGGCUUUCCCGAUUCACGACGCGACGACAUUGUGCAGUAAUCUAGUCCUGUACAGGAGCAACUUGACUAUGGACCCUAGAGCCAGCAGGAGGCAGCCGAAUCUUCUCUCGCCAAGAGAAGAACUUCCUGGCAUGACUCCAAGCUACAGCUUCUCCCAGCGGCUGGGCAUGGUACCGGCAGGCGUCAACAUCUAUGCAUUCACUCCCAGAGUCUCCAUGCUCUCAAAACAUUCCAACGGGACACUGAACCAGUGGGAGAUCAGUUUCUCUGAGACGUCCAAGUUCCAGACUGUGCUGAACGUCGCCCACACUUCCAGGUGCUGUGGCCACCGCUUUAGUCUCAACGAUAUCUCCUGCCACCCUGUCUUACCCCUCCUGCUCACCUCCUCCCAUCACAACAUUCCCAGCGUUGAGGUGGACCCUGAAAUCGUUUCAUGUCGGUCCCGCAGACUGUCGACAGCGUCCCGAAAAGUGUCGCCAGGAGACGUUGUAUCCCCGAAGAGAAGGAGAAGCUCCAUCAAUUUAUUCGGUCGGAGCCUUCUGUCGGAAAGCGAACAUCAAAGAGUUAUGCUGUUGUAUAACUUCAAUACCGAUAUGGAUGAACUUGAGGUGGACUUGACCUGCAAGGAUGAUGUCAUCAUCCCGGAUAAGAUCAUGGAGCAACUGAAUCAGGAGAUGAACUGGCCGGACAUGAGUGCCCCGACGGGACUUUGCAGUGAGCUCAUCCUCUGGAGGGUCUUCCCAGUGGGGCCACUCACCAAGAGCAGUGGGGUCGUAGAGCUGGCACGGAUUAACUCCCCAUUCCUGUCGGCCUUCUCCCAUGUGGCAUGGUUCCCAAGUCUCUUGCCCAGCUCUUGCCUGGGCACGUUGUCCAACUCGCCCAGUGCGUGCUUCGUGGCUUCUGAUGGAUACAGUCUGCGCGUGUUUCAGACGGUUAUCGAUGCACGCUCCCUUCUCACUGAAGUCAUUCCAGGAACUGACCAAUUUGAGGGGUAUCUGAGUAGCAGUUCACCGAUCAAGAAGUUCAUUGACCCCUCAUCGGAAGGAACCCACCACUACAAGCCUAAUGUUAUCAGUUUACAGUCCACGGCACGCCCAGGGUGCAUCAUUGAGUUGGAUGCCCUCUUCUCUGCAAAACAGGUUUGGCACAACGUGCAGCUGAUGCACAUAUUUCCCCAUCAGAGUGUCACCGAGCACGCACCAGCAGGAACAGCGCCUCCUAAUAUUACCAUCGAUGCUACCAGGCCUUACGCAGACCGCUUUUAUCUGGUGGUUCUGGAUCAGGAUCAGGAAGGGGUCUCUGUUGUCCACAUGUGGUACAUCCAUCUAGAAGCCAAAGUACUAGAAGUUCAAAGUAAAGCAAAAGAGAUGCAAACUGAAGACAUUCCAGAUGACUCCUCCGUCGACUCUUCAGACAGUGAAGAAUCUCCUCAAUUUGACUCCAGCAGCGCUCCUCAAACCACCAUGAAGGUGCGUACAUACUCCCACAAGAUCUGCACCCAGCAACUCGCCCUUCCCCCAGGCGUUGAGGUCAUCAGCGCCACCCCAUCCACCAGCCAUCUCAGCUCUUCGACAAUCUACCCUGCGAUCAUGUCCGCCUACAUGUUCUCCACGGCGUGCUCGGAUGGCAAGCUCCGCUUCUGGUGUUGCAAGAUCGUCGAUCCCAGCAAGGUCCACCGCACGGCUCUGGACUUGAAACUCGAGCUGGAGUCCAUCAGAGCACGGUCAGAGUCUGACUCGUCAGCCGAGGCUUGUGAGAAGCUAAGAGGGGACGUCUUGGCCGAAGCCUCGUAUCGUUGGCAAGAAUGGAAGCUCUUGGCGCAGGACCGCGACUCCACCAGCUCAGUGGAGGUACCGGGUACUCCGGUUGGACUCAGCUGUGCCUACAGUGGACGAAUUGCAUGUGUCUAUCGAACUGAUCUAGAUCCAAAGUCACCAGUACGCAGACGCGAGGGAAAGGAAAUUCCACUGCAGGCCAGCAUUUUCGAGUGCGAAUCGAGCGGAGGAGCAGAGUGGGUCUACGAGGACAAACUCGAUUUAGGAUUACUGGAUUUAGAGCCUCUGAACCCCGAAACGGGAAGCAAUAUUGAGGAUCUGAACUAUAAGAUGAUGAAGCGUAGCUCCAAAGUGAAGGACUUUAUCAAUCUUCGAGAUCUUACUGUCGGUGUAAGCCCCACGGCGCUAGACCUCACCAACGUCAAUCUGAGCCCAAGAGCUGGCCGUAUUCAGAAACCAAAGCUGUCUCCAAGAGAAGAGAAAAAAGCGCUUCCUGUCCAGAUAAUGUGGGUCUCUAAAGAAGAUGGCUCUUACAUGCUCACGGUAGGAAUUGGCACCAGAGUUAUAAUCUUCGCCCAAGUGUUGCCAAACAGAGCAAAUGUCCAUCUCGGUGCUAACCACGAGAAGCUGCCCGAACAGAGCAUCUUGGUAAACCAGAAAACCCAAGGUCAUGGCUCCACACUCCUAGCUAAGGAGGACUUAAGACCCAAGUGGAUGCCGCUUUGGACAAUCACGCUGUCGAGCGUGGACGGUAUCGCUCCCCAUACAAAGAUGCUGUCCUGGGUGCGGCCUGGUGUCUUAAUGGUCGGCAUGCAAAAUGAGAUGCAUGUUUACUCUCAGUGGAAAGGGCCUGAACAACAUUCGGCUGCCACUAAAAAGAAAUCGGCACGACGUGACACCGACGCAGGCAGGAGGCCCAGCUUGACAAACAAAGAAUCAGUACUCUCUUCGGUGUCCAAUCUCUCCGUGAAUAUCCUGGCGGUGCCGAUGACAAAAAUGGACCGUGAACAGUCCUACUCUGAGCUCACAAGGUUCGCUGGAAUCGACAUCGAGGAGCCAUCCACAUCGGAAUCAGCCGAGGCGGAAGAGUUAACGUCUGAUGUCGGGAUAUUCGAGUAUUCCUACAUGGCCUGCCCUGUCUUGCCGCAGUACCAUCCAAAGCAGCUGAUGGAGCUGUUGAAUUGUGGCAAGGUACGUCGCGUCAAGGCCAUCCUGGCACACUUGGUGCGUUGCUUCGCGGGAGACAGUGCAAUCCAGAAAGCUCUCAUGACCAACGACAGCGACUCGCUCCACUCCUUCUCCGAAACGGAAGACGCCUUCUCCGGUCGCGGUAAAUCAGUCAGCAACAGCCCUACAGAUCAACCCUCUCUGGAUGACUCCAAAUUGGAUUAUAUUGAACUGAUGUCGAUCCCGCCACUGCCACUAUAUGCCCUUAUAUCUGCUGACAAGGCAGAAUCUCUACCCCCCCAUUCGUCGACUCCCAGUAUAACCAAAGCCAACAAUGUCGGAUCCUUCGCCUCACCCCAAGACCCCAACGCGGAAUACUCAAAGCUGUUCUCCUACAGCGUUGAUGCCUCAUCCCCGCCAACGUUUGACGUCUUUGCAGAGCCAACCGGAGGCGAUCGGAUGAAUAGUGUCACCAUGAAGAUGAACGAUGUGACGUAUUUUGGCAUCGCUCAGCUACGACUACUUACCAACUACUUAACCCAUAUGCAUUUACCAGGACUAAGUAGCUUGGAUCAGAUGAAUCUCUUGGCUUUGGCAGACACUGUGGCUUCCACAAAGACUGAAGUGACAACUCAUAACACAGCUGGAACAGGCACAGCGAUUGGGAAAGAUGGUGCGGGAUAUGCCACCACUGCAGGCACUACAUCAGCUCAUGCAGGGGAGACGCUAGAUGAAUGUGGAUUGCGAUUUCUUCUUGCCAUGCGUUUCCAUGUGUGUCAGUUACGCUCCAUGCCACCAAGACAACAAGUUCAGUUGAGACGCCAAGGUCUUGCCACAUCACACUUUGCCUGGGCCUUCCACUCCGAAGCCGAGGAAGAACUCCUGUCCGUCAUACCCGGGAAUCAGAUGGGCAAACCAACAUGGGCUGAGUUGAGGGCCAUGGGGGUUGGAUGGUGGAUCCGCAAUGAUAUCACACUCAAACGAUGCAUAGAAAAGCUUGCCAAAGCCCAGUUCCAGGCGAAUAAGAAUCCCUUGGAUGCCGCUCUCUUCUACAUGGCCAUGAAGAAGAAGACGCUAGUCUGGGGAUUAUUCAGGUCUGUUAGUGAUCAAAGAAUGACCCAGUUCUUUAGUAACAACUUCAGCAUUGAACGCUGGCGUAAGGCAGCCCUGAAGAACGCCUACGCUCUGCUGGGACAUCAACGCUUUGAGCAUGCAGCAGCCUUCUUCCUCCUAGCUGGAUCUCUCAAGGACGCCCUCGAGGUUUGCUUGAACAACCUGGAGGACAUUCAGCUUGCGAUGGUCAUCGCCAGACUGUACGAGGAAGACCUAGAGAUGCCGACCGCCCAGAAGGAGAUUCUCUACCGCAACAUCCUGGGAUCCGACAGCAACGGGAACCGAGUUGAAGGCCUUCAACCGUCCAAGGACCCUUUCCUGAGAAGCAUUGCCCACUGGAUGCUGAAAGAUUACACCCAGGCGUUGGAUACCCUCAUCAUCCCACCGGUGAGGAGAAAAAACAAUGUGGAGUACCACGAGGUCGACGAUGAACUUUGGGGGAACCCUGACGUCUUCAACUUCUACAACCAUCUGAGGACGCAUCCACUGCUGAUGCGUCGACAGUUUGCUGACCAGGACAAACCAGGCAUGUCUGUCCUGAUCACAGGAUUUGGAAGUGGGUCGGGGCUUGUCGCCAAAGAAGGUGAUAGUUUCAUUAAGGAUGAGAUCACAAACUUGGAGAGGAAGAUGUUCUUUGCGACGGCGCAUGCCCACUCGGCGGCAGGCUGCCCAAUGCUCACCCUAGAAGUGUUGUCCAAGCUUCCACCGGUGAAAUCCAAUGGCAUUCAUUCGUGUGAAAACGGGGAUGUCCAAGUGACGGUAGACACAAAGACCAACCAUGAAAUCAGUACUGAAAUGAUAAGCACAGGAACUAUAGGUAGCUUCACCGAGUCGGGGCUCACAAACCAACCCACUAAAAAGAACCCAGAGUCUAUGGACUGGGGUCAACCGUUGACCAAUGGUAGAGCGGAGCCUGAGUUAGAUUUGGACUGGGGUCAACCUAUUGCAGGAAAGUUUGACGACGAGUUAAAACUGGACUGGAGCGAUGAGAGCGAAGAAGAGGAGAAAGAGGACGAUAAACCAACAGAGGGCGCCAUUCCAAACCAUCUACAAAAUGGUGAUCAUACCACAGAGAAAACUGUCAGCAGAGGACAGUCCUCCGAGAGCGAGGAAGGCACUGUCGACGUCUUCGCCCAGCAGCUCAAGUUCUCGUCCUGUCUGAAAAUCAUGAUGGAGGAGCUCAGAACAUUGGCGACUGGAUUCGAAGUGGAAGGGGGCCAGCUCCGCUACCAGCUCUACAUGUGGUUGGAGCACGAGGUGGAGAUGCUGAAAGAGCUAUGCAACUACGGGGUCACGGGGAACCAGGGAGCUUCGGAGGACACCGGGGAUGAAGCCGAUCAGGAACUGGAGCAUAUAGAUUGUCUGGCCGAGCGGGCUCUGCACGCCCGCUGGAUCGAUCUAGAGGAGAAACGACAACGUGCAGCCAGGAGGAAAAAGUGGCUGAAAUGCCACCAUCAUCUGCUGAGAAGCUUAAUGAGCUACGGGAUCAUCUACGGAUUGAAUGGAGGUGGGUUGACAUCGGUCGCCGUAGAACUGCUCCUGUUGACGCAGGAGAUACAACAGGAAAGCCUACAGCGACAGUUAUCCACCCCUCUCCCACUUCCGACCACUCUGCCUCUCCUCUCGGCGAGCAUCGCAACGUGUAAGACGGUCAUGACCGAUCCGAUCAUGUACUUACGGAAUUUCAUUCACGAUAUUCUGAACUCCAUCCUGGAUCUGACUGCGCCUCCGAGCCCCAAACGCCACAUUAGUAAAGUGCUCACCAUCCAUCGACUCAGUAUGGCACUCUCCGCCUGCGUCUAUCAGACACUCUGCGAUAGCGAUAGCUUCAGCGGGGCCGAUACGUACACCAAGUCCACUGGAAUGGAUGCUUACGACGGGCGCAACACGAAUGUGAUGUACCGUUCUGGUUCGGGUAACCUGGUUGGUGUGAGUGGAAGGAAGCGAAACGCUAGUAACGAGGGAAUGCUGACUGUUACAUCAUUACCAGCAAAAUGGCCAGGAGUUGAAACAUUACAAGCGCUACUCGUGAGCGAGCGGGACGAAGACUCGGCCACCCCUAACGUGUUUCUGUGCGAGAGUCUUUUUGCUGUCUACCUGAGUCAACUGGUGCACGCUCUUACAACGGGGAACGCCAGUGAUCUCUUUCGUCUUGCGUCUCAUACGCUGGACACCAAGAUGUGGUCCUCCGUGUUCGGCGGUGGUGCUAAAGUACUAGAUCAACCCAAAUCUGCUCCGAAUACAAGCAGCACCGGUGACCAGACCCUGACUAAGCAGCGGAACCGUUAUAUGUUACGUCUGAUGGGAAAGGCAAGUAGUGGGCGCCUUCCAGCAUCGGCCACGGAAGAGAAACCGACCCCGAGAGAUGUCUUUGUGCCUCCUGAGACGAGCAUCAUGGAUUACUUCAUGAUCAAGCCUUACAUCCCACCCAAUCAAGAGGGCAUUGACUUUGACUCUGACGCUAGCGACAGCUCGGACGACGAAGACUACGACGAUGAUCUAGACCCCUUCGGACCACCCAAGAAGCACUCCCUGCCCCAGCCCGGUGAGACGGAACACACCGACCCCAGCUCUUUCAGUUGGUGUUUGAUGCGCUAUGCCUUCGUUAAGCUUGUACUCCAUAAGAUACAGACGUUCCUUCCAACUAGCGGAAUAGAACUGGCUGAGCUUCCCGUCUCCUCUCCCAAGCUACACAGCAUUCUGAAGCUCUUGGAGCAGUGGCAGCAGGCCAUGAUGAGGAAGCUAGAUCUAUUCGCUGGACCCCCAGUGGAUUACAUACCCGGGUGUAGUGUAGACACGCCUAGCGCUGUUGGAGGCCCCGCCCUACUGCUCUAUAAGGGGCUUCUGGAACCCACUAACACACCUUUCAGGUGUAAACAGAGCACUGCGCUCCCUUCUAAACGUCUUUGGAACUACUUAGUGAGGCAGGAAGUGGUACAAGACAUCUUCAUUACGUACAUCUUCAAGAAGAAGAGAGGCCUGGAGGAUACAGUGGAUUCAGUGAGAGGUAUGGCGGGAUUUCCCCCGGCAACGACCUCCAAGGUUAGGGUCAUCCACAAGGACCAGGAGAAGAUUCCAGCAUUUUGCUUCAACAAGGCCGACUGGAAGAAUGUAACCAUGAACGGCGAAUACAGAGCAAACCCUACCGGUAUCGUCGUAUCAACCCAACGAGGCCUUCUGGAGCUGGAUAUAUCGCUCCUUCUCAACCCACAACAGACCUUCUGGAUGGAAGAGGAGAUUGAUGAAUACACCACUCCCAGGAAUCGUGGUAACACUGCGAGUCAUCUGGAAAAUGAUUUCUUGAUGGUGACGCCGGUGGAACGCACCAUGGCGAACCCCUUCACCAACCCCAUCCCAGCGCCUUCAAUGAUCACCACUGGCUUCUCUAAUGAGUUGAAUCUCUCCAACCAGACUGGACGUGGAACUAACAUUAUAAUGAGUCGCCCUUUGUACCAUAUCCGAAGACUCGCUGCACAUCCAACCCUGCCAUAUUACCUGAGUGGGUCAAACGACGGCAGUGUCCAGAUGUGGGAAUGGGGGCAUACUCACAAGCUCUACGCCCACAGGUUCCCUGGACAGUAUCCUAAAGUCACCCAGAUGUACUUCAAUGACCAAGGCAAUAAGUUUGGAGUUGCUGAUGACAGUGGUAAACUCUCCUUGUGGCAAGUCGGCAUGAACUCCCAAGCAGUCACAAAACCAUUCUGGAGCAAACAAUGCCACAGCAAGACGGUGUAUGAUUUCAAUUUCUUGGGUUCGUCUAGUUUCUUAGCAACGGCCGGUCUCUCGUCCGAUAACAGGAACAUCUGUCUCUGGGAUACACUCAUGCCGACGAACAAGGCCAUGGUCCACGGCUUCACUUGCCAUGAGGGUGGCUGUCCAACGCUAGUCUACUGCCCCCGACAGCAGAUUCUUAUCACUGGUAGUAAGAAAGGAGAGGUAGCUCUGUAUGACAUACGACAGCGUAAGUUACGUCACACCUUCCAGGCUCACGACAGCAGUAUUAAGUGUAUCACCGUGGAUCCAUCGGAAGAGUUCUUUGUGACGGGGUCGGCAGAGGGGGACAUCAAAGUUUGGUGCUUGUCCAUACACAGUCUUCUUCAUUUCUAUCCCGGCCAGCACCCGCGCGGGAACUUCUUCCGCCAGUCUGGCAACGGCGUGCUGCAGUUGUCCAUUCUGCCGUCGAGCCAUCUUUAUUCAUGUGGUGCUGACGGAACGAUGAAGUGGCGUUCACUUCCAGAGUGGGACAGCAUCUUGUAAUCAACCGGUACUCUGUAAAGCGGUGACCUUGUCCUAUGUUCAUUGAAAUCUUACCACAAAAAAAAGUUUACCAACCAAAAUGCCGUUUCUUUACUGUAACUGGUGUAAUAAUCAACCGGUACUCUGUUUGUAGGUGAUCUUAACCUAUUCUCAUUGAAAUCUUAUACGGUAAAAAAAAAAACUAAAAGUUUACCAGCUGAAAUGUUGUGUCAUUAAUACUAAUGUAACCGGUGCCCUGACAGACUAUGUUAUAAUCAAACGGUACUCUGUAAGUUGGUGACAUUGUCUUAAUCUCAAUAAAGUCUUACACAACAGUUAACUUUUGAAUGGCCUCUGACUGUCACCCCAGCCCCCCCCCCCCCCCACCCCAA